AUGAAAUUCAUUGAACAACUCAUUGGCAAUAUGCUCUUUAGUCGAUCUAUUGGAUUGCAAACCUUUAGAUAUUACCGGGGAUUUAGAAAUAUAAUUGACUAUCAAUACUUUACUGAUAUUAAACUAUAUACGGGAUUUGCUCAUUCCUUAUCCAAGCUUCAAACAUUUGAAUUUCAAGCCUUUAGUUAUCGCGAUAAUAACUCUUUUACCGCUUGGUCAGAUUUAUUUGAAAAUAUUGCAAAUUCCACUAUGACAAUUGAACAUUUAUCCCUUUUUAUCCCGCAUAAGGCUCAUAAUAACAAGCAACUUUGUCAAUCGCUAUCGAAUUUGAUUCAAUCACAAUCAAAUUUAAAAAGUUUGAUAAUUGAUGAAUUAACGGCCCUAUUCGUUUAUGACGCGCUUUCUAAUAAAGCUCGAUAUUUAACGUUUUUAAGGGUUACUUGGCUAAGUAAAUUUGAUCUUUUAUACCAAAUUUUACCAAUUUGCACGAAUCUAGAAGCACUGGAAUUUUCGCAAGCUUCACAACCUGAAACAGAAAAUACAGAUUUACAAUUUCCAAUCACACAAAUUAAUCUACGAAAUCUUUAUUGUGGCGAAGAGAAUCCUUCACAAUAUAUUAUUACUACACUUCUUCGAAUGUCCAAUAACAAAUUAAACACACUUUUACUCAAGAAUGUCAACACCGAAGUUCUUAACACCUUAGAGUUAUACUGUCCAAGAAUAACACAUCUUUGUUUGAAAAUCACAGCAAAACAGUUACCAAAUUUUAUUCAACUGCUUUCGGGACUUGUACUUAAACAUUUAGCUUUAGAAAAUCUACCAGAGGAACCUCGAUAUGCCACUGAGGAUAUACGGCGAUUAGCACAAACAAUUCCACUUUCAUUACGAUAUUUUGGGAUAAAGUUUUACAUCACCCUAGCAGAUCUCAAAUACUUUUACAAGGAGUGUGGGGCAUCCCUUGAUGCACUUGCGUUAUAUUACAUACCUAAAAUGGACGUUGAAAUAUUGACAUCUAUAAUUAAAUAUUCAAAACAUAUUCCAAGCUUAAAAUAUAUAAAGUUUGGGAGAGAAAUUUUCAAGUAUUAUAAAUCACUGCCAGUACAUGACAUGGAAAAAAUUAAUAAAUUUAAGUAUACUAUCGGAGAAGUUAAACCUUUGAGUAAUAGAUUUUAUGGUAAGUUUGUAAAUUAA
Messenger RNA from Racocetra fulgida, 1191 nucleotides. Lineage: Eukaryota; Fungi; Glomeromycota; Glomeromycetes; Diversisporales; Gigasporaceae. The record is from the annotation of a GenBank genome assembly.